AUGUACAGCUUCAUGGGCGGAGGGUUAUUUUGUGCUGGAGUGGGGAAUAUACUCCUUAUCAUUUCCACGGCAACAGAUUACUGGAUGCAGUACCGCCAAUCAAGCAACUACAUGCAUCAAGGCUUGUGGCGGUAUUGCGUAGCAGGAAAAUGCUUCACCCACACAGACAGCAUCGCGUACUGGGACGCCACACGAGCCUUCAUGAUCCUCUCCCUCCUGGCCUGCUUCUUCGGCAUCAUCAUCGGCAUCAUGGCUUUCAUACACUACUCCUCCUUCGACAGAUAUGACAAAACCUUUGCUGCAGGCAUUCUCUUUUUCUUCUCAUGCUUUUUUGUAUUGCUGGCCAUGGCAGUUUACACCGGAGUGACUGUGAAUUACUAUGGUAAACGGUAUGGAAGCUGGAGGUUCUCCUGGUCUUACAUCAUCGGUUGGGUUGCUGUGGUGCUCACCUUCUUUUCAGGUAUAUUCUACAUGUGUGCCUACCGAAUGCAUGAAUGCCCGAGAGGUUCCAGCUCUCAUUAG
This is a messenger RNA of Megalops cyprinoides (Indo-Pacific tarpon), 522 nucleotides long. Its product is annotated as lens fiber membrane intrinsic protein-like. NCBI's taxonomy places the organism in Eukaryota, Metazoa, Chordata, Actinopteri, Elopiformes, Megalopidae. The transcript has 4 exons. Gene Ontology annotation, molecular function: structural constituent of eye lens. The record is from RefSeq and is a predicted model, not a curated record. Gene Ontology annotation, cellular component: plasma membrane. Bases 1 to 522 code for a protein of 173 amino acids.